UGGCCCCGCCUCCCAUUUCCCUAUCAUAGCGGAAACAGGAGAUUAAACAUUAGCCCAAAACAAAAUGGGGGCAUCUCUGGAUACUCCAGCCAAGUGCCUUCUCUGCGACGCCAUGACCCCGAACCCCGUCGCCCUGAAAUGCAACCACCGGUUCUGCCGGAGGUGCAUUGGAGACCUGUGGAGCGUCACCCCGUCCGGACCGUACCACUGUCCCGAGUCCAGAUGUAAAGUCGUCUACCAGACCCUUCCGUUCGAGGACAGCUUCAUUCGGCCGCCCACCCCGAGCCGACAGCCGCCUCCACGCAGCCCUGCAGGGACAUCAUCCAGUCAGAAUGAACGAAGUACAUCUGCCUCCGAGUGGAUGAGACCUGCACUGUCCAGCAUGCUCAGCAGGAAGAGAAAGGCCAGCACGCCUCUCUCAGAGGAGCACGUCGCAAAGCGAUCCACCGUCGAAUCUCCCCACGAGCGGACCGGGACCACCGAGACCCCCACCGCCUCCCUGUCGGAUAAACCCGGGCGUUCGGCCGUUGCGGGGACGUCUGCUAAAGCAGCGGACCCCGGGCCCAUACCGUCUGCGAGUGGUGACGGCAUAUCCCCCACCAGCACCUCUGAAGGCGAAGUAGCUGAAAGCGAUGUCCCAAUACCGCUGGAUGAUUCUGACAGCUCCAGCGAAGUAGAUCUCUGUGAUGCUCCUCUUACUGCGACCCCCAAGAAAGACGCCCGUGCUGCAGGAACUUCCACCUCACCAAAGAAACCCGCCACACCCACGAGCUCUGACAGCCGUCCUGCGGGCUUAAAUCCAGGGAAGCAGCCGGCUCCCGUCAGCAGGAUCCCUUUGGCCUCCACCAGGAGCCCGGCAGCUGCCUCCGGCCUCUCAAACCGCCUCGGCCUCUUCUUCAGAGGCGAGAAGGCGGGCGCCAGCCCCGUCCCCUGUCACUACUGCCCUAAAAGCGGGAGCCAGCCGGCGGUGAAGACCUGCCUGGUGUGCGGGGCGUCCAUGUGCAGGGAGCACCUUCGCCCUCACCUGGAGUCGCCGGUCUUCCAGAAUCACACCUUGGUUCCUCCCGUGGAGGACAUCUCCCUCUGGAGGUGCCAGGAGCACCACGAGAUAAACCGCAUCUACUGCCGCGACUGCGCGGCGUGCGUGUGCACCGUGUGCACGGUGAUCGGCUCCCACCGCGACCACGCCUGCAUCAGCAUCAGGGAGGCGGAGAAGGAGCUCAGGGCAAACCUGAAAGAAGAGAUCAAGCAGCUGCAGGGCGCCGAGCAGCGAGUGAAGGACAGAGUGACUGAACUCACAGAGAAGAAAGAGACUUUCAGAGUGGUUUUAACCGAGGCACUAGACGGAGUCAAGCAGCAGUACGGAGCCAUCAGAGAGGCUCUAGAGCAGGAGGAGCAAUCGGCUCUUCGCUGUGUGAUGAAGGAGGAGACCCGGGUCCUGGGGGGUCUAGAGAAGAAGCUCUCCCUGCUCCAGAACUCACUGCAGUCCAUCCAAAACGGCCUCCACACCCUGGAGGGUCUGGCCGAUGCCAGGGCGGACACCCGCAUCCAGGACCAGGCCUUCAUUAUGGAAUACAGCAGGGUUUCUCAGCUCGCCAGUGACGUGGGGAAUUGUGCCGAGCAGUUCGAGCCUCCAGAAGAAGUGGACCGCGGCCGACUGAGCUGCCUGCAGCAGUGGACAGAGAAACGGCUGGACACCGUGGUCAUCACCAUGCCCGGCAAUGACCGAGAUCUCUACAGGCUGCUGUACGGCACCGUUCCUGCCAUGGAUGCCGACACGGCUCAUCCCAAGCUGCAGCUGUCCGACGACAACAGGAAGGUGGCCUACAGCGAGUCCCCGCAGGCCUACGCGGAGCACGAGGCCCGCUUCAGCUCCUUCCCCCAAGUCCUGGCGUCGUCCGCCCUGGAGGGCGGCCGCUGGUACUGGGAGGUGUCGGUGUCGGUGGACGACGGCCGCUGGAAGGUGGGCGUGAGCGAGGGUCAGAUCGAAAGGAAGGGCCAAAAGGACAGCUCCCGCCUGGGCUUCAACGGCUACUCCUGGUGCCUGGCCUGCGACAAGAGGAAGCUGGAGGCCGUGCACAACAAGGAGUCGCUUCCCGUGAGGGCGGAGGGCCUCCAAAGGGUGGCGGUGUUCCUCGACUUCAAAGAGGGCAGCCUGUCGUUCUUCAGCGUGACACCAGGGGGCAGUCUCGCUUUGUUGCAUUCUUACAAGCACACUUUCUCCGAGCCCCUGUACCCAGCUCUGUCUGUGUCUAAAACCCACCUGACCAUCUGCGAUCUGUUCCAGCCGUAGACCAAACAACUUUUACAUUUCCUAUAGCUUGGUGCCUUUUUUAAUAGAUGCUUCUUUUCCUAUUUUUAUUCUAAUGGGAACCGGAGACUUCUUGAUAUUAUUAAGAUGAUAGUUGUUAUAUUCUGCUAAACCUGGAGAAUCUUAAAUGUGAUUUUUAUAUGAUCUGUUAACACUGGAACCGUACCGAGGAAAUAUAUAUACUCCUGAUUAUCAACUGCAUAUGUGAUAUUCCAAACAAUUAUACAUUUCUUUUUAUUACCUGUCUGAGAUUGUACAUGAUAGGCAAGCUUUACCUGCACAAACUUGGAAUUAAAUAUUUUCAACAUGU
Molecule: messenger RNA, 2621 nt
Organism: Fundulus heteroclitus (mummichog)
Lineage: Eukaryota; Metazoa; Chordata; Actinopteri; Cyprinodontiformes; Fundulidae
Product: tripartite motif-containing protein 14
Exons: 7
Coding region: 65-2293 (742 amino acids)
Molecular function (GO): zinc ion binding; protein binding
Source: RefSeq, a predicted model, not a curated record